AUGGGCGACUUUUCGACCGUCGGUAUUCCAGGGUCCAUUGUAUCGAAUGGAGAGGAGCAUGAAAAGGAGCGUAUGUUUCCUGUCAUGUUUUUUGACGGCCGCCCUUUUCCUGCCAAGAGUGCUAUUAUGUGGAUUGAAGCCAGAGAGUUGCGUGCCUUUGACCUCAAGCGGGAGCCUAAGCUUGUUCCUCACACCAAAGCAAUUCGGGGAUACCUCAAAUCAAGGGACUGGUCUGAGGACGAGGAAGACACAGACGAAGAAUCCGAGGAAGAUCCCGAAGGAGACCCUGAAGGAGACACAGAAAACGACGCGGAAGGAAACACAGAGGGAAACGCAGAGGGAAACGCAGAAGGAGACACAGGAAAUGAUACGGAACAAAACGUAAACCAAGACGUAGAAAACAAUGCGGAAGAUGAACAAACCAGAGUCGACUCGCAAUUGCAGGAAGACUCAGGAUCUGAACCUCAACAGACGGAUCCCGAGGAGCCUCGUGAGAUACAGCCCCCGGAGGAAGACACUGGAAUCCUCGAGCAAGCAACAGAGGAAGAGGAACAUCCAAAUAGUAAAGAUGCCCAGGACUCCUGA
Fusarium graminearum PH-1 is the source of this 585-nucleotide messenger RNA. RefSeq lists its product as uncharacterized. The coding region runs from base 1 to 585 and encodes 194 amino acids. NCBI's taxonomy places the organism in Eukaryota, Fungi, Ascomycota, Sordariomycetes, Hypocreales, Nectriaceae. The transcript has 2 exons. The record is from RefSeq and is a predicted model, not a curated record.